AUGGAUCCAUCUAAGACCCUCAAUCAUCUUCACUUUUUUCUACCAACAUUUGUACUAUGUUAUUGCAUGAUCUUACAAUCUGUAUACACAUCCAAUUUAGACUAUAAGCAAUUAGUCUACAAUCACUGCGCAAACCAGACAUCAGAGGAUCAUACCACUGUAUCUCUGUCGUCCAUUCUGCCAGCUCUUUUUCAAGAACUUUUGGAGCAUUCCACAAAAUCCAAGUUCUUUGAAACCAAUGCCGGUAACGAUAAGGUGGCUGUAUCAGGCCUCUUUCAGUGCAGAGGUGAUUUGAGUAACAAAGAUUGUUACAGCUGCGUCAACAAACUUCCUGAAGUAUCAAACAAAUUGUGCAGUCAGAGUUUACCUGCCCGAGUUCAGCUAUCUGGUUGUAGUAUACACUAUCGGGCUGAUGGAGUUCAAACUUCGGGACUGCAGUUGCUCCAUAAGUCCUGCAGUGGCCAAACAGGGUCUAUUGGAUUCCCUGAGAGGAGGGAUGCUGCAUUUGCAGCUGUCCAAGAGUGUAUUAUGAGCGGUCAGGGAUUUUGUGAAGAGACCUGUGAAUCAAUACAUGUAAUGGCACAGUGCGAUGGGAAUCUAGGUGCGUGUGAUUGUGGUGAAUGUGUUAACACCGCAGUGGAGAUUGCUCAGGAAACGUGCGGGUACUCAGUUUCUGGAGAAAUUUAUCUGGACGGUUGUUUUGUUAGCUACAAAUAUCAAGGGAAUGAGUUUAAUGGUGACUGGAACGAAGGUUAA
Coffea arabica (coffee) is the source of this 756-nucleotide messenger RNA. The record is from RefSeq and is a predicted model, not a curated record. Lineage: Eukaryota; Viridiplantae; Streptophyta; Magnoliopsida; Gentianales; Rubiaceae.